AUGAAGACCUCUCCUUCUUUCCUCCUUUCAAUCGUCGCCCUCGCCGGGUACACUUCCGCAGCUGCAUUACCCAGCGAUGACAGCAAGGUUAUUCUUCGUCCCAUCCACCGACCUGAUGGACUCGAAUCCAGCCGUCUCAACAGUCUGGAGGCCCGACAGACGGACGGCCAGACUGACACUCCAGUUGUCUUAAAGCCCAUCUCUCGCCCCCAGGCUCUCAAGUCCAGUCUUGCCUCCGGCCUCGAGGUCAGACAAGAUACUCUGACGCCGGCCAAGGCGAUCUUCCUCGGGUAUGGUGCCGACGACAUGACGGCCUACGUUGACGCUGUCAUGAAGCAGCCUGCCGUUGUGCUGGAGGAAGUCGCUGGAAUCGCCUCCGUCGAGUGCACCGAUGCCGGUGUAUCUAUGACCUUCAGCGAUGCUGCUUCCCUCAAAGCCUCCUCUGCCGCGUGGCCCACAUCCGACUUUAUUGUUAUCACGUACUCUCCCGAUGGCGGUUGUAACACCGCCGAUGAGCGUGGUUUCUACAACGUCUCUGGCCUGACCUUCGACGACGCCUCUUUGACUGCCACUGCCGCUGGCAAGCGCUCUGCCUUUGACGAGCAAAGUGAAGACGCCGUUGUCGAAUUCGACACUACGUCGACUCCUGCCAAACGUGACCUCAAGGCAUCAGUUAGCGGCGAGAUUCAUGGAACCCUCAUCGACACAGAGAGCCUCAAGAUCGUCAUCGAUCAGGCCAAUUUCGAGAGCAACAUCCGAAUCAAGGGCGGCUUUCGUUUCAACUUCCUCAAGUUCAAGCCCAGCAAGAUGUACCUUGACGUCGACUACUCCGGUCUCGUAAACGUCAAUGUCUCUGCAGCUGUCUCUGCUUCCUACUCAUCCGACAUCUUCAACUAUCAACCCCUUUCUGCUUCUGUCUCCGCCUUUACUAUCCCCGGUAUUCUCGACGUCGGCCCCAUCGCUGAGUUCGGUCUCGGUGUCGAGUUCGCCGCGUCAGGCAACGUCGACGCUUCCCUCGGCCUCCACAGCGAGAUUCUCAACGGCCAGGUCCACCUCGACCUCCUCGACUCUGACAAGUCCUCUACCAGCGGCUGGAAGCCAGAGACCUCUGUCUCCUCCGAUGUCAGCGCCGAGGUGUCGCUGCAGCUCAAUCCCUACCUCGAUCUUAACCUUGCUCUCGGUAUCCGUGUCUUCAAGGGCGCUAUCGACCUGACCUCGGGCUUUGAAGUUAAACCCCAGAUUAUCAACGCCUUCUCUGCUGACCUUGAUUUUGCCUACACCAGCGAGUCGGGUGUCACCUUCACUAAGCCGGACACGGCUACCUGCCCCAAUGGCGCCUGGUUCGCCAGCACCUUCAAUAUGGACGUCAUUGCUUAUAUUGGAACCCUCUACAGCAACACACUGUUCAAUGUCAAUGCCCCUAUAUAUAAGUCUCAGUGUUGGACUUUCGCUGGCUGA
This is a messenger RNA of Ilyonectria robusta, 1458 nucleotides long. RefSeq lists its product as uncharacterized. The transcript has a single exon. NCBI's taxonomy places the organism in Eukaryota, Fungi, Ascomycota, Sordariomycetes, Hypocreales, Nectriaceae. The record is from RefSeq and is a predicted model, not a curated record. Bases 1 to 1458 code for a protein of 485 amino acids.